CAAAAGAUCUGACCGUGAACAUGAUCUGACGACACAAAGAGCGUUGUACAGAAGUGCACAACUGAUGUAAUUAAAGCAGCUUAUGAUCAACAUAACUUAAGUCAACUUAACUCUGCAGUGUAAACACGGCCUUAGUAACACCAUUUCCCGAAGUGGUGCAGAGUCACAGUCAAUGUAACAUCAGCGAAGACACUGCGUAGCUUACAUCAGCUGUAACUAGCUUUCAGGAGCCAUCGCACAGGCCCCAGGCAGAAAGUACAAUCCACCCAGCGCCCCCAGUGAGGCCCCGCACCGCGCGCACACACACUAUGCAGUAACAGUGGCGGGGCCAUGCUGACAUCCGUGAGCUAGACAGGGCGUCAGACUAUCAACCCCCCCGGCCACAGGCGCUGACAGUGACCAGGCCGCCAAGAGAGGCCAAGGGCUACGCUACAGAGGAGGAGCCACGUGACCGUUACCUCCGGCCACGGCGCUGAACUGCCCCCGGCAGACGGAGCCACCCGCCAGCAGGGGAGGAAGUGAAAUCCUAAUUAACAUGUAUGGUCUCUUUGGGUCUGAACAUACAAAUGCAUGCUGUUGGACACAGCAUUUGACUUCAGCAAGGCUACUGAUGAAAAUCAACAAAAGAAGAUGAAGGCCAAUAAAGGAAAAACCUUCACUAGAGAGAGAGAGUUUUUGUAUAAAUUCAAUGCUGGAAAUCAGCGCUUAGUGCUUACAGUGCCUCUCAGAUUUCCUGUGCAAGAGAAUGCCAGUCAUUUGCAUGGACGUCUAAUGCUCCUGCACAAUUUACCAUGCUUCAUAGAAAAUGACUUAAAGCAAUCUCUUAGUCAAUUCAUUGAAGGAGAAUCCAUAAAAGAUUAUGAUAAAGAAGCAGAGGCAGCCCUGGAAGCUGUGAAAUCAGGAGAAGUGGACAUGCACCAGCUGGCAAAUGCUUGGGCUAAAGCUUAUACAGAGACAACAUUAGAACAUGCAAGACCUGAAGAACCCAGUUGGGAUGAAGAUUUUGCAGACGUGUACCAUGAUCUGAUACACUCUCCAGCUUCUGAAACUCUGUUAAACCUGGAACACAAUUAUUUUGUUAGUAUCUCAGAAUUAAUAAAUGAAAGAGACGUGGAACUGAAAAAAUUACGAGAAAGACAAGGAGCAGAAAUGGAUAAGGUGAUGCAAGAACUAGGAAAAUCGCUAACAGAUCAAGAUGUAAAUGCACUGGCUGCUCAGCAUUUUGAAUCCCAACAGGUUUUGGAGAAUAAAUGGACCAGUGAACUAAAACAGUCCACCGCCAUCCAAAAACAGGAGUAUCAAGAAUGGGUGAUAAAACUUCAUCAAGAUCUAAAAAAUCCCAACAACAGCUCAAUCAGUGAGGAAAUUAAGGUUCAACCCAGUCAGCUGAGAGAAUCUGUAGAAGGAAAUGGAAGAAUUUAUGAAGAGCAGAGGCAGUUAGAAGAAAGUUUUACUAUUCAUUUGGGAGCCCAGUUGAAAACGAUGCAUAAUUUGAGAUUAUUGAGAGCUGAUAUACUGGACUUCUGUAAACACAAACGCAAUCACCGAAGUGGAGUAAAGCUUCACAGACUUCAAACUGCAUUGUCUCUUUAUUCAACUUCUCUUUGUGGCCUGGUUUUAUUGGUAGACAACCGAAUCAGUUCAUACAGUGGCAUCAAAAGAGAUUUUGCAACAGUUUGCCAAGAAUGCACAGAUUUCCACUUUCCUGGGAUUCAAGAGCAGCUUGAAAUUGUGCAGCAGGUUGUACUUUAUGCUAGAGCACAACGCAGCAGUAAGUCAAAAAGACAGCAUGAUUCAGUAAAUAGAAAUGGUGGAAAUGAAGAGAAGUCCAAGAAUAUUGAGCGAAACCAAUCAAAUAUUUUGCCUGGAGAAUUUUACAUCACACGCCAUUCAAAUCUUUCUGAAAUUCAUGUUGCUUUUCAUCUGUGUGUGGAUGAUAAUGUAAGGUCUGGUAACAUUACUGCUCGGGAUCCUGCAAUCAUGGGCCUCAGAAAUAUUCUCAAAGUUUGUUGUACACAUGAUAUUACUACAAUUAGCAUCCCUCUUCUGCUGGUACAUGAUAUGUCAGAGGAAAUGACUAUACCAUGGUGCUUGAAGAGGGCAGAGCUUGUGUUUAAAUGUGUCAAAGGCUUCAUGAUGGAAAUGGCUUCAUGGGAUGGAGGAAUUUCUCGGACCGUACAAUUUCUGGUACCGCAGACUAUAUCUGAGGAAAUGUUUUAUCAGCUGAGUAAUAUGCUCCCCCAGAUCUUUCGAGUGUCCUCUACGCUGACUCUGACAUCUAAGCACUAACCCCGCUGCAUGUCACUGAAAGAGAUGAGAGUAUUGGUUUAAAUACCAGAAUUUCUCCUCUGUAUUUUUCCCAAAAUUGACUGUUUAUUUGGAAGUUAAAUUUUAUUGCAAGUUGCAAACAAAAUAAUGUAUAUCCAUUUAAAAGUUCAUAAAAUCAGUGUUCUGUCUUGAUGUAUUUGCCAAAAAAAUCAAAUACAGUCAGUCUUUCAGCAAGAUAUUAAUGUGAAAUUUCACCUUUUUAUGCAUAUCACAUACUGUAAAUGUUUGUUUGUGUGACCUAAAAUGUGUGUAUUUAAAUGUUAUCUAUGGAAGCAUAGUAAUUUUCAAACCUAAGCAUUUACAGUAGCAGGAAUAGAUAUCUAUACAUUUUGUGGAAACAUUCUUGUUUUCUGAAUUUGCCCAAUGCAAUUUAGAAGAGCAUGAAUUAUGUCAGGCAAGCCUUCUUAGAAUAACUUAAAUAAUCUGGAAACAUUGUAAAAGCAACUGUAAUAAGGUCACCCUGACCAUGAGAAUAAAAUUGACACCCCCUCCCAUAACAGUUACAAAAUGAAAGGUAAAAUAAACUGAAAAAUAACCACUAA
This is a messenger RNA of Gopherus flavomarginatus (Mexican gopher tortoise), 2870 nucleotides long. It is a transcript of the gene FERRY3, whose product is annotated as chromosome 1 C12orf4 homolog. Gene Ontology annotation, cellular component: cytoplasm. The record is from RefSeq and is a predicted model, not a curated record. Bases 571 to 2289 code for a protein of 572 amino acids. Gene Ontology annotation, biological process: regulation of mast cell degranulation. NCBI's taxonomy places the organism in Eukaryota, Metazoa, Chordata, Testudines, Testudinidae. The transcript is spliced from 15 exons.